Messenger RNA from Oncorhynchus nerka (sockeye salmon), 1107 nucleotides. Its product is annotated as trypsin-3-like. The coding region runs from base 69 to 812 and encodes 247 amino acids. Gene Ontology annotation, biological process: proteolysis. The transcript is spliced from 6 exons. NCBI's taxonomy places the organism in Eukaryota, Metazoa, Chordata, Actinopteri, Salmoniformes, Salmonidae. The record is from RefSeq and is a predicted model, not a curated record. Gene Ontology annotation, molecular function: serine-type endopeptidase activity.
UGGAGAUAGUGUGGAGUGGUACAGUAUAUAUAGCCUUGGUUGUGGGAGCGCCAUACGUACAAACAAACAUGAAAGCCCUGAUUCUUCUGGCUUUACUCGGAGCAGUAUUUGCUGCCCCAGUGGAGGAGAGGGAUGAGAAGGUUGUCGGAGGGUAUGAGUGCCCUGCCCACUCCGUGCCCUACCAAGUGUCUCUGAACGCUGGCUACCACUUCUGCGGUGGCUCCCUGAUCUCCAGCCAGUGGGUGGUGUCUGCUGCCCACUGCCACAAGUCUCGUAUCCAGGUGCGUCUGGGUGAGCACAACAUCGAGCAGAACGAGGUCACUGAGCAGUGGAUCGACUCCGCCAAGCUAAUCAAGCACCCCAACUACGACAGUUACACCCUGGACAACGACAUCAUGCUGAUCAAGCUGAGCAAGCCUGCCACCCUCAACAGCUACGUCCAGACUGUGGCCCUGCCCUCCCGCUGCCCCCAGGCCGACGAGAACUGCCUGGUGUCCGGAUGGGGCAACACCAUCCCCAAUGGAAACAGCUUUCCUACUAAACUCCAGUGCCUGAGGCAGCCCAUCAUCGAUCACAGAAUCUGCGAGAAUGCUUACCCCCAUCUGUUCACAGAGAACAUGGUAUGCUCUGGAUUCAUGCACGGAGGAGCCAGCAGCUGUCAGGGGGAUUCCGGUGGACCCCUGGUGUGUAAUGGUCAGCUGCAGGGUGUGGUGUCCUGGGGUUACGAGUGUGCCCAGGAGGGACACCCCAGUGUCUAUGCCCGCGUUUGCCAAUACAACAACUGGAUCAGCGAUAUCAUGAGCAGCAACUAAACACAAAUACACAGUGUUGCACACACACACAUGUACUGUAAUGCUCACACACUCAUUCAAGGUCACACUAACUAUGCCAAUCAGAAAUAUUCACUCUACCUCGGAGUCAACAGACAGUGUAUCAGUCAAUACGUUGGGAUACUGUGCAGCACUCUCACACCCUGUCAGUAAUAUACCGUUUGGAACACACACACUAUAUCCCGUGCAGACUACAGCCUACCCCCAGAGAAGUUUAGGCUAUAUCUAUGAAAUGAACUACAAUAAAUCCUAUCAGUGUGUUUUAUCUUCUUCAAAA